AUGUUCGUCGUUUUUUACAUUCAAAACUCUUACAGGCAACGUUAUCAGGAAAAUUGUAAAGCUCAAUUAGAUGGAGGUAUCUCACGAGCUGAAGCGCUGUUUUCGAGUUUGGAUUCUGAUUCCAAAGAAGGAUGGAAAAUGGAAACAGAAAGUGCUCCACUGGAAACUAAAAUUUAUAGCAAAAAAGAGGCUGAAGGAAAACUUUUUGCUUUACAGGCUGAAGUUGAGUGUUCUCCAGAUGUUUUCCUCAAAGAUUAUUGGGACGGUUUUUGUGAUGUUCCAAAGUGGAAUCCAUCAAUUGCUUUCUCUCAACUGGUGGUCAAAUUGACAGAUCAAAUGGACAUCGCAUACUACAGAAACAAGGAUGUUUUUGCGGUUAAAGCUCGAGAUUUUGUACUGGUUCGUGGUUACAAAAAAUUGGAUAAUGGAGUUUCUAUAACAGUUGCGAAAAGUAUUGAGCUAGAUCGUUUGCCGGUGAAAAAGGAAUGUGUUAGGGGUGAACUUAUGCUUGGAGCUGGUCGAUUUUCACCCAAGAAGGAUAAUCCAAAUGUCACUGUUAUCGAUUAUCUGCUGUCUAUUGAUCUCAAAGGACUUCUGCCAAAACUUAUAGUCAAUACGGUAUGCUAUUUAUUUCCAGUACAGUAUUUUUGA
This is a messenger RNA of Enterobius vermicularis (human pinworm), 651 nucleotides long. The record is from the annotation of a GenBank genome assembly. NCBI's taxonomy places the organism in Eukaryota, Metazoa, Nematoda, Chromadorea, Rhabditida, Oxyuridae.